Protopterus annectens (West African lungfish) is the source of this 831-nucleotide messenger RNA. Its product is annotated as homeodomain-interacting protein kinase 2-like. The coding region runs from base 1 to 831 and encodes 276 amino acids. The transcript has a single exon. The record is from RefSeq and is a predicted model, not a curated record. Gene Ontology annotation, biological process: peptidyl-threonine phosphorylation; peptidyl-serine phosphorylation. Gene Ontology annotation, molecular function: protein serine/threonine kinase activity; ATP binding; protein tyrosine kinase activity. Gene Ontology annotation, cellular component: cytoplasm; nucleus. NCBI's taxonomy places the organism in Eukaryota, Metazoa, Chordata, Ceratodontiformes, Protopteridae.
AUGGCCUCGCACACAGCUACAUCAUCUCCUUAUUUACAUCAGUCAUCUGUCAGGCAUGUUCCAUUACUUUCUGGACAGGAAGUUGGCAGUGCGCAGAACAUCACUUCACAGUCUACAGUGUGCCCACCAGGAAAGUGCCACAGUCGUGGCCUAAAACGGAAGGCUGAAGAGGUUGAGAACAACAAUGGCAUGCCAGUAACUGAGGAACAUCCACGAGAUGUUGAGGGCAAAAUCAGUGGUGGUACGGACAGAGCCAAGAGGAUUCGUUACAACAGUGAGGUUGAUGAACUUGAGGUACUUCAGUCUGACACCUGUGCCUAUGAAGUCCUGGAGUUCCUUGGCUGUGGGACAUUUGGACAAGUGGUCAAGUGCCGGAAGCAAGGGACCACAGAAGAGAGAGCUUUAAAGAUCCUUAAAAAUGAACCAGACUUUGCUGAGCAAAUGCUGAAUGAAAUUCGUAAGUUGGCCCUACUAACAUCAUCAGGUGCCUAUGAGUAUAACUGCAUUCGUGCAUAUGAAGCUUUUCAGUAUGAGGACAACACCUGCCUGGUGUUCGAGGCAUUGCAGCAGGAUCUUCUUACCUUUUUAGAACAGCAAAAGUUCAGGCCUCUGCCCUUCAACCAUAUUCGAAUCAUCCUUCAUCAAGUAACAACAGCCCUGAUGAAACUCAAGAGCCUUGGUUUGAUUCAUUCAGACCUCAAACCUGAAAACAUCAUGAUAGCAGAUCCAGUAAAGCAGCCGUAUAAAGUCAAAGUCAUCGACUUUGGUUUGUCACACCAUGUCUCUGAGGCAGAGUGUCCAGCCUAUUUACAGACCAGAUUUUACAGGUAG